Guyanagaster necrorhizus is the source of this 1590-nucleotide messenger RNA. RefSeq names its product ACBP-domain-containing protein. The transcript has 6 exons. Gene Ontology annotation, biological process: fatty acid metabolic process. Bases 62 to 1429 code for a protein of 455 amino acids. Gene Ontology annotation, molecular function: fatty-acyl-CoA binding. NCBI's taxonomy places the organism in Eukaryota, Fungi, Basidiomycota, Agaricomycetes, Agaricales, Physalacriaceae. The record is from RefSeq and is a predicted model, not a curated record.
GCAUUCGCUGUACUACGACCUUACCACUACCCAGAAAACGAGCCUGAGAGCAGGCAACGACAUGUCAUCCAACGACCUCAUUGAUGCCCAGUUCGACCGCGCAGUUGAGAUUGUCCAGGGUUUGCCCAAGACUGGCCCUAUCCAGACGGACUAUGAGGAGAAACUGACGAUGUACAGCUUGUACAAGCAAGCAACGGUUGGAAAUGUAAAGUCACCGCGGCCCGCAAUGUGGGACAUGUUGGGGCGUGCAAAAUGGGAUGCUUGGGCUAAACACAAGGAUUUAGAUUCGUAUGAGGCAAAGUGGCUGUACGUAGACGCCCUUCUCAAGGUUUUGCGCAAAUAUUCCGACAAAACAGUUGCCAAGAGUCUCGUCGAGGAACUGGAGGCGUAUGGAGGCGACCCUUUCAAUCUUGUGAUGAGCGGAACCAUGUCAAGAUCCAGAGCAUCCUCAUCGUCAAGUUCUACUGCUUCAGAUGAAGUUCAUGCAUCACCAUACAUCCAUCAAAUUCAAUCACAUUCUGUCCAUAGCCAACAGCGAGACGAAACAGAUUCUGGUUCUGAAGUAGACGACAGCGCAGAUGAAGCUGGCGAGCUUCCGAAUCUUACCCCAGAGCAAAUAGAGAUGCCUCAACCGAACCGACCCCAAUCUUCCCUCUCUUCUCAUCGAUACAGAACACCCAUGACUGGAUCUCUUGCCAUAUCUCCUCCUCCUGCUCACGGUGGUGUCCCUGUAGCUCAACCAUUACCUGGAUUUGAAACCCCAUCCGCUUUCGGCGACUCCCCAACCCCAGCGCCGUCGUCUGUAUAUCCCACCAGCCAAUUUUCCCAAUCAUCUCAGAACGAAAUGACCGGCUCGCCACAUAUAUACCCUUCCCAUCCUCAAUACCGCGGGCAAUCCCAACCAAUUCUCAUGUCCCAGUUUGGACCUUAUGUGCCAGUGAGACCUGCAACGCGGCCUACGCUUGAACGUGCUGUCGAAAACGUGCAGGCCCAGCUGGCUGCCAUGGGUGAACGCAUUGAGUCAAUUGAAUCUAUCUACCUGCCGAAUUCUCGAUCUCAUUCAUCUCUCGGCGGACGUAGGCUCAGCCCCAGCUGGGCGGGGCCUCGGGGCAGUCUAGGCACAGGCCCAGAAUGGGACUUUGAUGAUUUGGGGAUGUGGUCUUUGGUGUUGAAUCCUAUGUCCAGAGGGAUUGAGCAGCUCCGCGAGUUUACAAAGUUCUUCUCUAAGAACGAGCAUAGAUCCCCCUCUACGAUAAUUAUACGACGUCUGUGUUUGGACGCGUCUUUCCUGUUAUGUGUCCUUGCUUUUGUGAGGAUCAUGUGGAAAAAGAGUGGUGUGAGGAGAAGGGAAGUCACUGCUGCCCUUAUCGUCCUGUGGAAUGCUAUACUAGGGACCAAGCAUAGGACUAUGGUGGAUAAGGGUGUCUAGUUGAUGUAUUUGCGUUUAAUCUUGUACAUGUGUGGAUAAGGAUAAGGAUCUACAAUGGAAGUAUACCUCGUAUUCUCGUUUGAAGAAAGGUGUUUUUACGUUUCAUUAAUGAGAGCUUCAAGGUCUCCAAGCAGAAGCGAACAGGUGAUUAUUUGUCGACG